GCACACCGCACGCUCCCUCGCACACAGACGCACACGCGCGCAGUCUGGCUUCCACGCCGUGAGUGGGGCAGCUUGCGGGCUCCCAAAGAGUGCGCACUGCGGCCGGCCCACCCGGGGAGUGGUUCCGCUCCCGCCGUCAGUCACGCAGCCCUGAGGAAGACGAACACUCCGCGCAGGUCGGCUCCUCAACUUGCUUCUCCCGAACCGCUCAACUUCCACACCGGGAAGGGAAUAACGCGGACCGCUGCCGUGGAUUGUUGUUGACGUGCAUCAACCUGCUCCAUGGCGAGACGCGACGCUCACGCCAGGCUGCUGCCGCCGCCGCUGCUGCUGCCACUGGCGGCGGCUUGGCUCCUCCUCUCCGCCCGUCAAGGGGUCGGCGCUCAGAAGGUGCGCGUGGAAGAGGAGCUGGAGGCGUACCCCAACGAGUCUGUCGAUCUGCGCUGCCAGUUCAUCGACGGCGGAGGCAAAACCAAACUGACUCAGGUGUCGUGGAUUUGGGAGCCCACUGACGGCCAGAGGGACAACAUCGCCGUGUACCACCCCAUCUACGGGCAGAGUUUCCCCAACUUGUCCUUCAAAGACCGGGUCAUCUUCCUGCAGCAGAACCUGGAGAACCCAUCCAUCAGGAUCUCAGACCUGCGGAUGUCCGACGCGGGUCGCUUCACCUGCGAGUACGCCACCUACCCGUCCGGGAACGAGCAGGGCACCACUACCCUCAUCAUGCUCGCCAAGCCAAGGAACUCUGCCAAGGUGGUGACGGUGCAGGCGGGCACCAAGGCGGCGGUGGUGGCGCAGUGCGAGGCGGCCGACGCCAAACCGGCGGCGGCCAUCAAGUGGCUGGCGUCGGUCGGGGGCAACCACUCCACCAGCACCACCAACGGACCCGACGGCACGGUGACGGUACGCAGCGAGUACCGGCUGGUGCCCACGCCCGCCGACAACGGCAGGGAGGUGACGUGCAUGGUGGACCAGCGCACGCAGGACAAGACCUGGAUGCACCCACUCAGGCUCUCUGUGGAGUACCCCCCCUCGGUCUCCAUCGAUGGGUAUGACCACAACUGGUUCGUUGGCCGCCUGGGCGCCACGCUAGUCUGCACGGCCAACGCCAACCCGGCGCCUACCACCAUCACCUGGACGGCGGCGUCCGGCCCCCUGCCGGACACGGUGGAGGUGGAUGGCAACAAGCUGACGGUGAGGAAGGUGGACGACGCCGUCAACACCACCUUCAUCUGCGAGGUCAAGAACAAGCACGGCGCCGCCAAGCACCAGAUCACCACCCACGUCAUCGAGAAAGAACGUCUGAUCUCCUCCGGCCCGUCCACGGGCGCCAUCGUCGGCGGCAUCCUGGGCACCCUGGUCGUCAUCGGCGCCAUCGUGGGACUCAUCUUCUUCAUCCGCAAACGCCAGGAGGACGCUGACGCCCCCCCCAAACACAAGCCCCCGCCCCCGGUGAAGAGCAGCGGCUCCACGGAGCUGCUCAACAAGCCGUCAGAACCGCCUGCCGCCACGGAGAUGGCGCCGCUCAGCCCGGGGGACGUCUACUACGAACCCACGGGAGGCGACACAGUCCGGAAAUCCAUCAGCGGUGAGACGUCGGGUGCCCUGAACGGGGGCGGUCCCCCGCUGCCGGACGACGACGACACCGACCUGGCCUCCGCCAAUCACGAGCCCGCGCCGGCGGCCCACAUUGCUCGGGGCGAGAGCUUUGUGUCCCCGGCCAUGUAUGUGUGAACCCCGCCCACCGGCCGCCGUCGCCCCCGGGGGUACCAGGAGGACCACUCCCUUUGGACUUAUUCGACUUUUUAACCCCACACACUUUUCAGUUCCUCAUGCCGGCUUGUGUGACCUUUUAACGGUCCAACCGCAAUAGCAUGACGCGUCUCGUUUUGGUUGUCGUGGCGCCCGUGUAGUUACCGAGACGCCUCCCGCUUUUAUUUGCUACCCGGAGGACCAGGUGACGUCAUCACCUGUCACCUAGCAACAAUGCAUCGUUAUUUUCUUUGUGUUUUGUUUUUGUACUUUGCGCACACACACUAAUGUUCAGGACAUCACACGGAAUGUAACACAAGUCGUGCAUGUGCACACACCGGACACUUCAUUAGGUACACCACCUACGGCAGGGGUCUCAAACUCAAUUUACCUGGGGGCCACUGGAGCUAAGGUCUGGGCAAGGCUGGGCUGCAUCAGGUUUUCCAAAAAAAAACAAAAAACACAUUUAUUAAUAAACUUUGCUUUGGUUCCGAUUUUCUACAAUAAAAGCUCUGAUAAAACAUUCCACUGUUCUCAAAUAUCUUACUUUUUAUUUUUCUACACAAAAUAAGAUGAAAAAUAAAUAAACAAAUCAAGAAAAUCAAUCAAUCAGUAAUAAAUAAAUAAAUAUUAUAAUAAUAAUAAAACGGCAAAUAAUAAAAACUUAAGAAACCACAUAUAGUUGGUGGGUAGACAAAUUAUUUUUUCAGAUUAAAAUGAACAAAGCAUUAUUAGAGCCCUGUAGACAUGACAAAACACGACUAUAGUCACAUGUAUACUCUUUUUAUUUACAACAUAUUGCGCAACUGCAGGGUCUUGAGACACAUGCUAACUCGCAAACUAGAGAGCUAGCGACCUAAACGGUAGCCUCCGUUUAUUUCCUUUAAACUUAAAAAGCGAAAAACUUACCACUUCCACAUGGAUAGGGAGGAUAACUAUUAACAGUUAUUUAACCUUUAACAUGAACAUUAAUCCAACGUAAUAAUUUUUUCUAGGUACAUGAUACCAUACAGCAUCCAUAUCAAACUUGCACGGGCCGCACUAACAUUAAACUUUCAUAUCAAGGCGGGGGCCUCAAACUAGUGUCCUGCGGGCCACAUUUGGCCCGUGGACCGUGUGUUUGAGACCGCUGACCUACGGCGACCCAAAAUGCAAAAAUGACAAUUCAUGCUCAACUUCUGGAAGGUAUCAAUCAUCAUUUCAUUGAUUUCCAUACUUAGGUGUAAAAAUCAAGAAAUAAUGAAAUGAAGUUUAGCUUCCCUUGUUGAGCUGUUUCUAAUAUUUUGCUGCGCUAAAGUAGAUAAUAAUGUACUACAAGCACAAUCAUAAACACAUAUUUCAAUCUUUUUACAAUCUCUGUGUCCCCAAUGAAGUGCCCGCCGAGCGUAUGGGGGGGUAAAUACUGCCAUUACACUGGAUGUCAACAUGCUACCAAAUGACCAAUAUUGUAAAUAGUACUGCUCAUAUUGUUGAAUAAUAAUAAUAAUAAUGAAUUGUCGUAUAAAAACCAAGUAUAUACAUAUAGAGUACAGUAGUUGUUCUCAGUGCCUCUGUGGCCGGGAUGGGGGUGUGGUCCAAGUGUUUUUAACCGAAGUGGUCGUAACAACUAAAAAAAAAAAGUGUGCUGACCAUGUAAAAAAGCAAUUGUAAUGAGUGUUGAUGUAACCGUGCAUGGCAUGAUGGAUGGCUUCUUCUUUCCAAAGCUUUUUUCUUUACGGAAAAGGAACAUCAAGCACAAAUCUGAGUCAACAUGACAGAUUUUUGGCAUUUUUUUAAUUUUAUUUUAUUAUUUAUUGAAAUCACACAUUAUCAGGAUCCAUUUGCAGCCUGUAGCUAUUUUUUUUUUAAUUUUAUCAUCCCUUAUUUUAUGGAAAAUAUCUUUUCAAAUCUCCAAAAAAGGGAUUCUUUUUGCUGCUGUUUAAAUUCCAUUGGUUAAAAAAGGGACUUUUUUGUGUUGACUUUGAAGUGUGCGCGCAAUCCAAUGUAAGGGUGUCCAAAAUGCGGCACAAGGGCCCCUAUUGGCCCGCAGCUGGUGUUUAAUUAGCCCUUUGAGAUCUAUAUGAUUAAAUAUCGCCGGACUUUUCUGUGAGUGAGCGUAAGAAGGAAAAGACAAUCUUGACAAAAGCAACAUCAAGCACACAAAGUGUGAGGAUUUAUUAGCGGUUAGCUAAUCCCCCUCCCAAAAAAAACGGUGUUAAAAGGCUCCGGUCGUGUUUUUCCGCAUGAAUCCGUCACACUUUUUCCAUCACAGAGCCACACGUGCCUUUCUUUUACUUGCUUUUUUUUUACUUUUCCAUUUGAUCACAGCAACACAAUCAGCGUGAAAUCCAAGCAGGUUGACACUGGAGAUGUCUUUUUCUUGGUUUCUCUUCUCACAAGGUUUGUUUUGUGAGCUUUGG
Doryrhamphus excisus (bluestripe pipefish) is the source of this 4151-nucleotide messenger RNA. It is a transcript of the gene pvrl2l, whose product is annotated as PVR cell adhesion molecule related 2 like. The record is from RefSeq and is a predicted model, not a curated record. NCBI's taxonomy places the organism in Eukaryota, Metazoa, Chordata, Actinopteri, Syngnathiformes, Syngnathidae.